Molecule: messenger RNA, 556 nt
Organism: Colius striatus (speckled mousebird)
Lineage: Eukaryota; Metazoa; Chordata; Aves; Coliiformes; Coliidae
Product: scale keratin-like
Exons: 2
Coding region: 191-556 (121 amino acids)
Cellular component (GO): intermediate filament
Molecular function (GO): structural constituent of cytoskeleton
Source: RefSeq, a predicted model, not a curated record
GGCAGGAGACAAACAGCCCUGGACUGUCCUGCCUGGCAGGAGGGAGGGAGUGCCGGCUCUGCAGAUUGGCCCAGGCCAGGCUGAGCAAUGCUGGGGCUGCUAUAAGAGCUCUGCCUGUGCCAGGCUCUGCCAAGCCCUGCUCUGGUGCCUUCUCGUCUAGGAACAGGAGCCCGUGCCAGCCCGUGCCAAGAUGUCCUGCUCCGAGCUGUGCCCACCAAAGGCCAGCGUGGCCGUGCCCCAGCCCAUCGCUGAGAGCUGCAACGAGCUGUGCGCCCGGCAGUGCCCCGACUCCACGGCCUUCAUCCAGCCGCCCCCCGUCGUCGUCACCUUCCCCGGCCCCAUCCUCAGCUCCUUCCCGCAGCAAGCCGUGGUGGGCUCCUCCGGAGCACCCGCCUUUGGGGGCUCGCUGGGGCUGGGGGGCCUCUACGGCGCCGGGGCCACGCUGGGCUCGGGGGGCCUCUGCACCUUUGGCAGAGCCUACGCUGCUCCCACCUGCAGCCCUUGCGCCGUGCCCCGCUACAGCAAGAAGCUCUGGGACACCUGCGGGCCCUGCUAG